GUAAUGCAUGUAGUUUCAGAUAGGACAUACACACCCUUGCAUACACACACACACACACACACACAGACUCACAAGACAGAAACUCUCGUGCCCUGCUGUCACACUCUGUGUGUGGACUUGCUUGGAGCAGAUGGUCUAAAAUGAGCUCCUCAGGCUGGAUACUGGCUCUGUGUCUUGUGGUUCUUGAAGGAGGCAGAUAUGCUGUGUGGGCCAAAGAAGGAUCAGGCAGUGAGAGGAACUGUUCGGCAAUUCCUCCGUAUUUGCCACCAACAGCUGUAAACACGACUCUGAGGCUUCGUGAUCUGAGAGCAUCCAUGAUCCCCUUGAACAUCUCAGCCUACAUCAUCCCAGCCACAGAUGCUCAUCUGAGUGAGUACAUCGCCCCCAGAGAUGCGAGGUUGGCCUGGAUGUCUGGCUUCUCUGGCUCUGCAGGAACAGCAGUAAUUACUCAAAACAAGGCUGUUUUGUGGACCGAUAGCCGCUACUGGAUUCAGGCAGAGAGACAAAUGGACUGUAACUGGGAGCUACAGCGAGAUGCCUCCAUUCGCAGCAUUACCAACUGGCUGAUCUUAGAGAUCCCUGAGGGAGAUCAGGUGGGCUUUGACCCGUUCCUCUUCUCUGUAGACACUUUUGGCGUCUACAACACCAACCUGGCUCCAGCGGGCCGGAUCCUGAAGUCUAUUCCUGAUAACCUGGUGGAUAAAAUAUGGACAGAUCGACCUCCUCUGCCUCCUGACAACCCCACACGCUUACCUGACAGUGUCAUCGAAAGGACCUGGCCAAUGAAAGUGGAUCAGAUACGAGCCCAAAUAAGUGACAAUCCAUACAAGCCCACCGCUGUGCUGCUUUCAGCUCUGGACGAGACCGCAUGGCUGUUUAAUCUACGAGGCAACGACAUUCCUUUUAAUCCAUUCUUCUAUUCUUACACUCUGCUGUCAAUGGAUGAGAUAUGGCUCUUUGUGCACAUUGAACGAAUUACAGAAGAGUUGAAGGUGUACCUGAACUCUUCAUGCUACAAUUCCUAUUGUGUGCAGCUGCUUGAGUACAGCUCUGUGCGCACAUACCUGAAGUCCUAUCUACAGAGACUCAACGUGAGGGUGUGGGUGGGUACAGAGUACACCAACCAAGCCCUGUAUGAGCUCAUCACUCCUGAGGACAAACUUCUGACCAGCACCUACUCUCCAGUACUGACCACAAAAGCAGUGAAAGAUGCGACUGAGCAGCGUAUUCUCAAAGAGGCUCAUGUUAGGGACGCAGUCGCAGUCAUGCAGCUUCUGAUGUGGCUUGAGAAGAAAGUUCCAGAAGGCACAGAGAACGAACUCACAGCAGCACAUUUUGUCGAUCAGUGUCGCAGCAAACAGAAGAACAGCAGAGGGCCGAGUUUUGAGACUAUUUCUGCAAGUGGACCUAAUGCUGCUCUUGCUCACUACAGUCCAUCUAAUGAAACUGCAAGGAAGCUGUUAGUGAAUGAGAUGUAUCUGGUUGACUCUGGAGGACAGUACCUUGAUGGUACUACUGAUAUAACGCGUACUGUGCACUGGGGUGAACCCAGUGACUUUCAAAAGGAGGCCUACACAAGAGUGCUCAUGGGAAAUAUUGAGAUUUCUAGAACCAUCUUUCCGGCUGGAACUAGAGGCGUGAACAUGGAGAUGCUGGGACGAAGAGCAUUGUGGGAAGUUGGUUUAAAUUAUGGUCAUGGCACAGGUCAUGGUGUGGGCAACUACUUUGGAGUCCAUGAAUGGCCUGUGGGUUUUCAGUCCAAUAAUAUUCCAUUUCAAGAGGGGAUGUUCACAUCAAUUGAACCUGGUUAUUACAAGGAGGAUGAGUUUGGUAUAAGGAUAGAGGACAUUGCUGUCACUGUUCCAGCUACUACAAAGUAUGGCCACAAUUACUUGACAUUUGAAACUGUCUCACUGGUGCCUUAUGACAGAAAACUGAUAAACACAUCUCUUCUCAGUCCUGAGCAGCUGCACUGGCUUAACAAAUACUAUGAGACCAUCCGGAGCGUGGUGGGUCCUGAGCUGGAGAGGCAGGCGCUGAAGGAGGAGUAUGACUGGAUGAUGAAGCAUACGGCACCCUUCCUCAUGGCUGAAGCUUCAGCUGUCAUCUCCUCAGUCACACUGCUAGUAACAGUGCUGCCCUCUGUUUUACUGCAUAACCUGUUGUAAAACAAGCACUAAAGGGUGUAACCGCUCCUAUUGUGGGCUGAAGUGACAAACUUACUUUCAGGUACAAACAGAAAAGCUCCAGUGUAGCACACUUAAAUGAAGUUUUCUAUUAUACAGUGUUCUUUCGCUCUCUUAAUUCUUCUGUUAUGUCCAUUUUUAAGCCAGUUUAAAUGGAUUGAAUGCCUCAUUAGGAUUUGUCCUGUGUUUGAACUGUUAGUAUUUUAUAAUGUAUUUUAUGACAUAAGUUGUAUGUUUAAUUAAGAAAGACAAUAUUAAGAUUUAAAAAUGAUACACUGCAUGUGAAUGUACGAAUAUAUUAUUUUAAGAAAAUCAUUGUUUAUCUAUAGUUUAUUAAAGUAAGAUUACUACAGUAUCUCCACUACUUUUGGUAUAUCUAUAACUGUGUCCGAAAGCUUAGGCAGGCAGUGAGGUAAUGACUUGCAGGCGGUGUUUGCAUGUAAAUUUACCUCGCAAAACAUUUUUAAACUGACUUAUAAGGAAUAACAGUCUGGUGAACUACAUGAAAAUACAGAGAACUUGGAAAA
Molecule: messenger RNA, 2713 nt
Organism: Carassius gibelio (silver crucian carp)
Lineage: Eukaryota; Metazoa; Chordata; Actinopteri; Cypriniformes; Cyprinidae
Gene: xpnpep2
Product: X-prolyl aminopeptidase (aminopeptidase P) 2, membrane-bound
Exons: 21
Coding region: 141-2168 (675 amino acids)
Molecular function (GO): metalloaminopeptidase activity
Source: RefSeq, a predicted model, not a curated record